UCAUCUGCUUUGUUGUAGAUUCUAUGUAGGAUACUUCGACAUUUUUUUUUCUUUCUGCCUCCCCCUUUCCCGAACGCUAUCCUUUCCUCCUCCUCCUCCUCCUUUUCAUCCCCUUUUCCUGGAUCGCCAUGGAGGCCAACUGGACCGCUUUCUUGUUCCAGGCUCAUGAAGCCUCACAUCACCACCACCAUCACCAUCAACAACAGGCUUCUCAGAACAGCUUACUACCGCUCUUGGGUACGCCUGUGGAGCCUCCUGAUCAGAAGCCCAUGUUACCUUUACCUGUAACACAAAAACCCCAGACUCCAUCAGAACCCAUAAAAGAGCCGGUUGUGGUGAAAAAAGAAAAAUCCAAAACUUCCUUCGUUUGUACAUACUGCAGCAAAGCAUUUAGAGACAGUUACCAUUUGAGGCGCCACGAGUCCUGCCACACAGGAAUAAAAUUGGUGUCACGGCCAAAGAAAACACAGGCGUCGCCAGUUGUACCCCUCAUUUCAACAAUUGCUGGAGAUAACAACAGAACAUCUCUGGUAUCAACGAUUGCAGGAAUAUUGUCAACGGUCACUACUUCUUCUUCAACCACUAUUCCUAGCGCAAGCACGAGCAUACCAACCAUGCCUGUGGCUCAACCAGUGAAGAAACCCAGCAAACCAGUUAAGAAAAACCAUGCAUGCGAGAUGUGUGGGAAGGCUUUCAGAGAUGUGUAUCAUCUCAACAGGCACAAACUGUCUCACUCUGACGAGAAGCCAUUUGAAUGUCCAGUCUGCAAUCAGCGUUUCAAGAGGAAAGAUCGGAUGACCUACCAUGUUAGAUCUCAUGAAGGAGGGAUCACAAAACCCUACACAUGUACUGUUUGUGGAAAAGGGUUUUCAAGACCCGAUCACUUAAGCUGCCACGUGAAGCAUGUCCACUCUACAGAACGACCCUUCAAAUGCCAAACAUGUACGGCUGCCUUUGCCACCAAAGACAGACUUCGAACUCACAUGGUGCGUCACGAAGGGAAGGUGUCCUGCAAUAUCUGUGGCAAACUUCUCAGUGCGGCCUACAUCACCAGCCACCUAAAGACACAUGGGCAAAGCCAAAGUAUCAAUUGUAAUACUUGUAAGCAAGGUAAAAAGUUUCAAGGACAACUUCAUGAGCUUCAAAAUCCAGUUCAUUGUCGAAUCAAAUAUGAAGCUUCAGACUCACUCUUUUGUGCUGUGGAUCAGAAUCAUAGGACCUUUUCAAUAGACACAAGUAAUAUGUGCCAAACGUCCACUGCGGCUCAGACACCAGUGACUCUUACUUCACCUUUCAAUAUUACGUCUUCUGUGGCUGCUUCGGGAACUUUGACUAAUUCUGUAUCUGUAGCAACUGCCAUGAGUAUGAGCAUGAGGAGUCCGGUGAAUGUUUCCAGUCCUGUUAAUAUAACCUCUCCAAUGAAUUUGGGUCACCCGGUCACCAUAACAACCCCCAUUUCCAUGACCUCACCUUUGUCUUUAACAUCUGCUGUCAAUUUGCCAACUUCAGUCACUGCACCAGUGAACAUAGCACAUCCAGUUACCAUAACAAGUCCUAUGAACCUGCCUACCCCAAUGACACUGGCUGGCCCAUUAAAUAUAGCUAUGAGACCAGUGGAAAGCAUGCCAUUCUUAUCCCAAGCUCUGCCAUCUUCCCCACCGUGGUAAAGAACAUUUGCAGCAGUAUUCUAGAAAGUUGUUCUGUAGUUAUUUACCAAUUUUUCAAUAUUUCAUAAGGGCCUGGAAAAUAGCUGAUGUUUAAGCCUUGAUCUUGGCUAUUCUUCCGCCUUUGUAUUUAUGGUCUUGGUCCGCAUCUGCUAAGAAGGAAGGGAAAUGAAACCUGGAGAGUUAAAUGACAGGAUGAAACGUUUAUUUGUAUGGAAGUCGGUUCAUUCUAGUAACACUACCAACAAAUUCCCUAAUACCUAUGCCUACGGGAUGAGAUAACCUUUUAUCAUUUCUAAAAAUGCAAAUGAAGAUUAAUAGUGGAGGUUUUCCUUGCUUCUUAGGAAUGCUUUUCAUAAUGGGAUUAUGUCUUUAUUUGUAGCAUUUCCUGUAGAAGAGUUGUGCCACUUCUGAUAUACAACACCUGAUGAUUUGUUAUUGUAUUAUAGGCUACAGAAAAGGGUGUUUCUUUUUGCUGGUCUCCCAGUA
Messenger RNA from Spea bombifrons (plains spadefoot toad), 2153 nucleotides. RefSeq names its product vascular endothelial zinc finger 1 (gene VEZF1). Gene Ontology annotation, cellular component: nucleus. Lineage: Eukaryota; Metazoa; Chordata; Amphibia; Anura; Pelobatidae. The transcript has 7 exons. The record is from RefSeq and is a predicted model, not a curated record. Bases 129 to 1667 code for a protein of 512 amino acids.